Messenger RNA from Branchiostoma belcheri (Belcher's lancelet), 2521 nucleotides. RefSeq names its product transmembrane protein 170A-like. The record is from RefSeq and is a predicted model, not a curated record. Bases 130 to 513 code for a protein of 127 amino acids. NCBI's taxonomy places the organism in Eukaryota, Metazoa, Chordata, Leptocardii, Amphioxiformes, Branchiostomatidae. The transcript has 3 exons.
UGGGAAAAGGGCCUUCCUGAUUGAAAGUAAGGAAAAUGUCCAGGAAAAUCGGCUAAAAUAUGACCAGACGCCGGCUUUGUUGUGAAAACUCCAGUUUUCGGCGGGAAUGACGUGUUAUAGAGGACAGAGAUGAGCUCCCAAGACUUCACCAAUCUAGAAUCUGUCGUCAACGUCAUAGGACUGUCCAGCAAGCCGCUAUGGGCGUUUGCAGAGAUGUGGUACCAGGUGUUCCUGUGGGCGCUGUUCUCCUCCAUGUUUGUUCACCUCAUCGCGGCGUUCAUCGCCUUCGCCGCCCUGCGCUUACACAAACAGGGCCGCUGGGUACCACUAGGCAUCGUCAUCAUGGGCCUGUUAUCACCACUGUCUGGGGGAGUCAUCACAAGUGCAGCCAUCGCAGGUGUGUACCGCGCAGCAGGUUUCACCAUGGCCCCCAUGUACGCCCUCAUGUGGGGCGUCGGACAGACGGUGUUCGUAAUGGUCAUAUCCUUCUCCAGAAUACUCGCCACGCUAUGAUCCGGGUUACGGGAUGAGGCCUUCGAUCAAGGAACGCGGAUCUUGCUGGAUCUGGGUCCAGUCGAGAGUCGUGCCGUGUCACGUGUGCGGUUAGAGAUGACGUGAGAUUGUCUGGAGAUACAGAGCACACUUAUAUCUCCUUGAAGCUUGUGUUUGUGAGGUUGAUGAGUAGAAACACAGCUAUGUGUAAUGACCGAGUGUUGAAGGAAGGGGUAAAGUUCUCGCUCGCGGAUUUUUAAUCCUGAUCACGUAAGAUCACUCGUGCACACGGAAGGAGCACAGAUUCUCAUCGAGAGAAGGCAGUGGGUCUGCACCCAAAGAACACUGUCAUUCAUUUUCUGUCAUGUGGGACAGAGACAGAACCACACCAUGGGCGGUGAUGCUGAAACAAAUUCACACAAAACAGCACCACCUGUCAGAUUAAGUGUGAAUUGCUUGAUUCUAUAGCAAGAUUCUGUUGGACAUUGUGAAAAACAGCACUGAGUGCUAAAAAACAAAGAACCUGUAUCUAAAAAGAAAACAUGUUGCUGUGCAAGAUGCAAGGAAAGUACAAUAUUAGCGCACAGUGUGUGCUUCCCCAAAGAUGGAAGAAUAUGCAAGAUGUUGACAAUGACAGAUAGCAAGAAACACACCAACACAAGGACUACAGAUAGAGCUGCUACAGGUGUAAGGUUACUACAACAAGCCAGUACACAACACAACUGUGACUGAAGUGCCAGAUGCAGCAGGCUGGGGCUAUAUACAUUGACUCUGCGGAGCACCAGAGCAGCUGAUAGUUGUACGAACAUGGCUGAACAUGUCCUACUCACCAAAUAUGAGUAAAACAACUAGAGCUGCAUCAAUGGAUGACAUACUAGCUGGAUGGAUGACAUACUAGCUCUUGUUAUAUUUUCUACUUUCCAGUGUUCACCAGUUCUAAAGAGGGCUUUGCUGUGUGGAUGUUACCAAGCAAUGAAAGAUUCAAUAUUAGUUAUUUGGAGCCAACUUUCCACUGCCUUCAGUCCAUGCAACAUGACAGUAUUACAGAAAUCAGCUACAGUGGGAGCUGACAUCUAUGUAAUAGAUUGAUAUAUCUUCAGUGACAGAAAGGAUCACACAAUCCUCAUUGUCCCUCCAUAGUUUGCUCAAUCCCAUUGAAGUCAGUUGAUUCAGGAGUUGCCCUCAUCAUAGGCAGUCCCGAAUAGUGGCUAGCUGCACUUAGCCUGGUUACCAGACCUACUAUAGCUCCAGAGUCCUACAUCCUUUCCGCAACAGGACUUAGGAGCUAUAGUAUGUCUGGUAACCAGGCUAACCUGCACUGUCCUGUAUCAGGAUGAUGAUCUUUGUGGGCUUUAACUUUAACCUUCUCCCUACUUUGAGCCAACCCCUGCAUUAGCAUUUUGUUGGUUGCAGUAGAACUUAGCAGAGAGGGGUUAACAGCUAUAUUCUGGCAGUAUCAGAGGCUAGCAAAAUCAAACCAAACUCUAAAAGACUUUACACUUACUCUGUGUCUGUCUGAAUCAGACAUUCAAAGUCUUCCUACAGACCAAGACUACGACUUGUUUUUCUAACCAUGUCAGUAAUGCACUGUGAUAUCAUUCAUUGUGCAGUAAGCACUAACAUUUGUACUCAAGUUUUUCUGAGAGGUACUUGCUUGAGACUGUAUGUUUUACCUCAGUUCAGCUUUGACCUAACGAGUCAAAAUCUGAUAGUAUGUAAUUGUUUUCCCUACCCUGGUACCAAGACAUUACUUACCUUAUAGUUAUACCGGCCCACAACUAAACUUUUGUCAUGUACUAUGCUGAAACACCACAAAUGUAAGUGUAUGUACAUGCACUAUGCUCUCAACAUGUACUGCUUCUAGUUUCCUUCAUUUCUUAUGUUUACAGAUAAUGUCACCAAAAGAAAUACCUGUCUAACGUACAUAUACAAAUGUCACAAUGUUCAUACAGGUAGGUUAUGUAUUAUUGAAUGAAUGGCAACAAGAAGAUUAUCUUCCUUAACUAAAGUUGAAAUGUAGAGAGUAUAG